AUCAAAAAUUAUGAAUAAUUUAAAACCAAUUUUUUAAUAAGUCUCUACAGACUUCCGGGAUUAGAAUAUUAUACAAUUAUUUAUAUAUAAAAAUCUCUUUUUCUGUUGCAACUACUUAAUUUUUGUAUUUCGAAAAUUGUACUAUUUUUUGUUGCCAAAGUAAUUUUUGUACACUAAUAGUAUUAUAAUAUGGAAGAAAAGGGCAAUCCGAACAGUAUAAAACUUCCAGACACACUUGAAGUUUUCCGAAACUUGAAAAACGCCAAGCAAUUUGCCAUCGAUAUCGGUGGUUCACUGACGAAAAUAGCAUACUACUCGACUGUAUCAUUCAGACGAGUAUAUUAUGCGGCCGAUGACAUUAAUAAAGACAGUAGUAAAACCGAAGAUGAUAAACAGGACAAAUUCGUUUACACGUAUUCUGAACAAGCGCGGUUACAUUUUGUAAAGUUUGAGACAAAAUACAUUGAAAAUUGUUUAGACUUCAUUGGUGACAACUUGGUUAAUACUGAUGAACGGAAAGGAAAAAGUAUCAAAGCCACGGGUGGAGGUGCACAUAAGUACAGCAAACUCAUUCAAGACAAAUUGGGCCUAUCCGUUGACAAAGAGGAUGAAUUAACCUGCCUCAUCAAAGGUUGUAAUUUUUUGUUGAAGAACAUUAGCGAUGAAGCGUUUGUCUACCAUAGACACGGCAGUCCAGAGUAUGAAUUUCAAGUGGCCGAUCCUCAUGUAUUUCCGUACAUGUUAGUCAAUAUUGGUUCUGGUGUGAGCAUAUUGAAAGUAGAAUCUGAUGACUGUUACGAGCGAAUCGGCGGCACAGCGACCGGCGGAGGCACGUUCUGGGGCCUCGGUACGCUGUUGACCAAAGCGAAAUCGUUCGACGAGCUGCUCGAAUUGGCCGAAAAAGGAGAUCACAGAAAGGCCGACAUGCUCGUUAAGGAUAUCUAUGGCGGCGAUUAUCAAAAUCUUGGCAUGCACUCGGAUUUGAUCGCCUCGUCAUUUGGUAAAGUAUGUCCAAGACGUAAUUCAGAAAGUGAUUAUAACGAAGCGGACUUAGCCAGAAGUUUGUUGUUUUCAAUCAGCAACGACAUUGGCCAAAUCGCUUGUUUAUAUGCGAUGAUGCACAAUUUAAAAAAAGUGUACUUCGGAGGAUAUUUCUUGAGAAACCAUUCGCUAAGUAUGCACACUAUUUCUUUCUCGAUAAACUUUUGGUCUCGCGGCACAGUGCAAAGCCUUUUCCUUAGACACGAAGGCUAUUUGGGAGCGAUUGGAGCCUUUUUGAAAGGUACCGAGGAAUGUGAUGGCGACAAGUUUUCGUGGCAAGAAAAUUAUGCUGGCAGUGGAAGCAACAGUACACGCCUGACGGGCGGAAAACGAGUGGAUCAACUGGAACUCGAUCGUUGGGAAUCUCCGUUAACGUUUUGUCCUUUACUGAUGGAUCCGGCCAGCUAUAUUCCUGAUACCGUCGAUUUGAAUUCUGACAAAGAAGCCAGGGAAUAUUGGUUGGACUGUUUUGAACAAAGCAUUGAAAAUUAUGUAAGUUACGCCGUCGCCAGUCAACCAACUAGCGAUACAGCCAAAUCUCGAUCUGAGAAAUUUAAAGAGAAAUUCAUAGCCAGAGUAAAGUUGCUGAGAAUCAAACCUUUUACUUAUGGCAAUUUGACUGUAAGAGGUCUUCUGGACACUAUUAAUCAUUGUCUAAAAGAAUUUGAUUUUCCUGACCCUUACUUAACUCAAAAACGAACUGAAAACGAGGAAGCGUUAAGUUGUUUGCAAGAGCGUUUGACAGAAUUGGAUACUUUAAAUGUGAAGAACCGUCAAGUAGAAUUAAUUAUGGGUGUUUUGGCGGGAAACACUUUUGAUUGGGGCGCCAAAGAAACUGUUGCUCUGAUGAAAUCGGGACAGUUUGACUUUAAACAAGCUCGAAACAAAGUUCCUGCCAGACCUUGGUUAAUGGAUUACUUGGACGAUUGGGUACAAAAGAUAUACAACGAGAAGUAUAAAAGAAUCGCCAUUUUCAUCGACAACAGUGGAUUCGACAUUGUACUGGGAAUAUUGCCAUUGGCCAGGGAGUUCCUUCGUCAAGGCUCAACUGUGAUACUGUGUGCGAAUUCUGCUCCGGCGCUCAACGAUGUUACGCAUUCCGAACUGGUAGUUUUGUUACGACACGCGUCGUCCAUUUGUCCCGUUAUCGCCAAAGGCUUGGACGAAGGCGCACUGAAAUCAAUGGAAACAGCUCAGGGCGGUCCUUGUUUGGAUCUGAGUCGUUUGGGACGCGAGUUGGCCAACGAAUUAAGUACUGUCGACUUGAUCGUACUGGAAGGAAUGGGCCGUGCCGUCCACACAAAUCUGGACGCAAAGUUCACUUGUGAUAGUCUCAAAUUAGCCAUAAUCAAAAACAGAUGGCUAGCAAAGCGGCUGGGCGGGGACAUGUUUUCCGUUGUGUGUAAAUACGAAACGCCCAGAAUCGCUAAGGAGAAAGCGAUCGCUCAAGCUAUAUUAUAGUUACGCUUUUGUACUAUCUUUAUUUUUUUAUGUAAUUGUGUAUGACAUUAGUGACGGGAAUCCAAAAGUCCGGUUUUUAAAAAAAAACUGUAUUUCAGCCACUUAAAAAGUCAUUUAAUUAUUAAAUAUUAUUACAUUAUAAAGCUUUGUACUUAAGAAAAAAUUUUUGAUGAAAAUUUAAAAAUAUAACAGACAUAAAAGGCUUUUGAAUUUCAACAAAUCAAAAGUCCAAAAGCAAAUUUUCUUUUUGGUGUUGUAUGUUUUAUUUUUAUAUAUUCAUCAAAAUUAUUUUACUUAGGUACACAACUUUAUAUCGUAAAAAUAUUUAAUACUUUUAAGUGGCUUAAAUAGCGUUUUUUUUUUUUUGUGCAAGUACGGAUUUUCAGAUUCCCAUUAUUAGUGCAUAUGCAAGUAUUGGCAUAAGGGUUACUUUUUUAUUAUUUUUAUCCCAAAUUUUUGUUUACAUCUUAGUACAAUAAUUUCAUUUUGAUAACAGUUACAAAAGUUGUGUCAAUAAUAUUUUUUGUUUUUUUUUAAAUGUUUUUAUUAUGUAUUAAGCUCGGGGGAACUGGCAAGUGGGACAUUAAUGCUCUGGUGGCCGCUCUCAAUCCAAUCGCGACACAUUCUUCUUGUGGUUUUCCUUGUAAAAUUCCAGAAAUGUAACCAGCACAUAGACUGAAACAAAAAAAUCACUUUGUUAUUGAUAAUUCAAUUUUUUGUUAAAAUAUUUAUAGUUUUAAGUUGAUGCCAUUUAUUAUACUAUUCAUAAAUUAUUGUUGUUAUAUAAUGGAUGUAUUAAUAAACAAAUAUUAGUUAAAUAACUAGUAAAUAUAUUUUUUUUUAUUAACUUUAUUUGUAAAUAUGAUAACUAAGGUCCACCUUGUAUUCAGCUAAAAGUAAAAUAAUAUAAUAAUCUUAUUUUUUUGCCAUGAUGUCAAAGAACAUAUUUUGUUCUGGUAUAUUUAAUUGUCCAACAAAAUGCCACGUUAAGGGCCGACCGACGACAUUUUUCAUAAUUUUCAAAUUUUUCUACAAAUUUGGAUGCAAUUUAUUUGUUAACAGAAAAACAAAUCACACAGCUUUGAUAAUUGAAUAACUAAUAUAUUUUGUACAGAUUAAUCAAUUACAUUAUUAUUAUUACUAGCUUUAAAUAUGGAUAGACAAAUUUGAGAUAGACCAUUAUAGAGUCAUGGCAAACGAACGGAUUGAUGAAAAUUUAAAAUUCAAACGCUAAAAUAUAUUUUGUCUACAUAUUUAUGGAACUAAAAACAUACGGAUUUUUU
This is a messenger RNA of Adelges cooleyi (spruce gall adelgid), 3785 nucleotides long. Its product is annotated as 4'-phosphopantetheine phosphatase. Bases 190 to 2502 code for a protein of 770 amino acids. NCBI's taxonomy places the organism in Eukaryota, Metazoa, Arthropoda, Insecta, Hemiptera, Adelgidae. The transcript has 12 exons. The record is from RefSeq and is a predicted model, not a curated record. Gene Ontology annotation, cellular component: cytosol; nucleus. Gene Ontology annotation, biological process: coenzyme A biosynthetic process. Gene Ontology annotation, molecular function: ATP binding; pantothenate kinase activity.